UUCCCUUUAUAUCUCAUUUCCGUUACUCCGUUUUUCAGAAUUUCAGAUAUGAAAAUGAAAAUCAGAGAAAAAUCCAGGAGUUUCAAAUAUCUUUCCAAGUUCAGCGGACUCACCGUUGCCGCCGCCGCCGCCAAGCCCAAAGACGUUCCUUCUUCUCCGGCUGUCUCUCCGUCGCCGGAAAUGGAUCCCGGAAUCUGGAGUCGACUACCACCGGAACUUCUCGAUCACAUACUCUCUUUUCUCCCUCUCAGAACUUAUUUUAAUCUAAGAUCCACUUGUAAGCAUUUCGAUUCUCUCUUAUAUUCUCCUUCCUUCGUCUCUAAGCAUUCCGAUUCCUCUUUCUCUUCCUUUCUCUUGCUAGCGCAUCCUCAAUGUUUCAGUCAGUUCCCUCUCUACGACUCUGCUCUCGGCACUUGGCGGAGCUUCCCACUCUCUCUUUCCGUUUCGCUUCUUUCCGCUACUCCUUCUACUGCUCUUCUUUCCACCGCCAAUGGUCUCGUUUGCUUCUCUCUUCGCAAUUCAUGUUCCUUCGUUGUCUGUAAUUUCUUGACCAAAUCUUCUCGACUCAUUGAAUUUCCCUAUCAUCCAUUCGCAUUCGAGCUUCUCACGUUGGUUUCCGUGCCCCUAGGGUACAAGAUUUUCACGCUCUUCUCUGAUUCCGCCUUGGUCUUCGAUUCCAGAGAUCAUUCCUGGCGAAGAUUCGACAAUUUCGAACCGAUUCUCGGGGAUAAUCAUCGUCAAGAAGCUGCUUACUAUAACGGCCGUUUGUAUUUUGUUACGCCUGAGCCCUUCUCUAUUGUUUCCUUCGAUUUGGAUAAUGGCGAGUGGGAGCAAACAGAUAUUGUAAUGCCUGAGGAGCUCACGUUUGUUAGAUUAGUGAGCGAUGGAGAUGGGAAACUGUACAUGAUCGGUGGAACAGGAAGGAAUGGGAUCUCGAGGAGCUUGAGAUUAUGGGAAUUCUCUGAACAGAGAAAUUGGGUGGAAGUUGAAAGUGUACCACAAAUGAUUUGUAAGAAGUUCAUGUCGAUUUGCUACCACAAUUACGAGCACGUUUAUUGCUUUUGGCAUCAGGGAACCAUCUGUCUUUGUUGCUACACUUGGCCGGAGAUUUUGUACUACAAAUUUUGCAGGAGAUCUUGGCAUUGGCUUCCCAAAUGCCCUUCUCUACCGGAGAGAUGGAGCUGUGGUUUCAGAUGGUUUUCUUUUGUGCCAGAACUGUACGCAUCUGCCUAACUUGUUUCACUCUGUCAUUUUGUUCUUACUUUGGUCAGUCUGUGUGUUAUGUGUUUGUAGAAAUGCUUCUUAAGGAAGCUCUUGAAUCUGCCAGAGCUGAGUCUUUUCUAUAGAAACUAUCAUAUUAGAUAUCAUGGGUUCCACGACCAGAGGAGAUUAACUCUCUAUUGAUGAUGUCCUCGGUGGGAUUUUCAACGCAUCUCGAGAUGGUAUUUCUUUGGGUUUAACUUUUUAGGUUUCAUCUAGAAAAGAUUAGCUCGUUGAUUGAUUUUAUAAAUAUUAUGAGGAGCCAUAUCUUUCAAUAUGGGAUCAUAUACAACAAUAAUUUAUGUUCAUCUCUUUCUUGAGCUUUUUGGGUUCCAUCUGAUGCAAAUUGCUGCUUGACUUGCUAGAAAGUAUUUAGUUGAGGAUACAAGUUAUUGACUUUUGGGGUUCAAAUUGUGAUGCCCAUAGUGAAAAAGUCAAAUGAUUUGCUUAAAAUCUAGAUCAAAGACUUGUACAUAAACUUAGAUUUGCACAUGUUUCAUUAUCAGAUUCACUUUUUGUAUUA
This is a messenger RNA of Benincasa hispida (wax gourd), 1783 nucleotides long. RefSeq names its product Galactose oxidase/kelch repeat superfamily protein. The record is from RefSeq and is a predicted model, not a curated record. NCBI's taxonomy places the organism in Eukaryota, Viridiplantae, Streptophyta, Magnoliopsida, Cucurbitales, Cucurbitaceae. Gene Ontology annotation, molecular function: protein binding.